AACACACAUAAAAGUUGCUGGCGAACGCAGCAGGCCAGGUAGCAUCUCUAGGAAGAGGUACAGUCGACGUUUCAGGCCGAGACCCUUCGACAGGACUAACUGAAGGAAGACUCGUUCUCAGGCUGAUGAGGAUGAUCUCACCUGCGGAUCGCUGGUAUUCCACCAAAUGCUGCUGUUGUCAUGUCCGCACUGGAACCAUAAUCCUGGGAGUCUGGUACAUGUUAAUCAAUGGUGCAGUGCUGUUGAUCCUUCUGUCAGCACUUGGUGACCCAGACCACUACCACCUUAUCCACGCUGAACUUGGCACCAACUUUGACUUCACAGACGAUGCUAGUAUAUGCAUUGCCACUGCAAUUUCGCUGCUUAUGAUUACAAUCUGCGGGAUGGCCACUUACGGAGCAUAUAAGCAACGCAGUGCCUGGAUCGUCCCGUUCUUCUGUUACCAGAUCUUUGACUGCGCCCUCAACACUCUUGUCGCAAUCAGUCUGGUUGUCUACCCAAACUCCAUCCAGGACUACUUGCAACAGCUGCCUGAUGACAUGCCAUACAAGGAAGACAUCAUGUCGAUGAACCCAACCUACUUGCUCUUCAUUGUUGUUUUCUUCAUUAGUGUUAUUCUGGCCUUCAAGGCAUAUCUGAUUGCUUGUGUCUGGAACUGCUACAGAUAUAUCAACAGCAGACACUCAGCUGAUGUCCUAGUCUAUGUGGCCAAUGACACUGCGGUUCUCCUGCCGCCGUAUGAUGAGGCUAGCAUAAUUACCGAGAAAGAUCCACCCCCACCUUACAUCUCUGCUUAAAGUUGCAAGAGAAACAAACUUAAGACAUGAAAAGAACACUCGUACGCACACUGUCUAACUAAACACUAUUUAAAAGCUAUCUUCAUUCCAUUGUGCAGCGUGUUUUGAUUAUUUUGGGAAUGAAGCAUUCCAUAAUUAUGAGUCUUGUUUUUCCUCCGGUUGUUGGUUUCAAAUGUAGAUAUCAUUUAUCCAUAAUUUAUUGCAUCCAGCGAUGUUUAAAUGAAAUGCCUCCUCUGAAAAUUGAUCAGUUUUAUUAUUCCCAUAGAUUUAUAAAAGUCAUCUGGGAGAGGAAAUGUUCUACUUAAUAUGGUAUCUUACAGCAAAAGUAAAAUGUGAAUUGGAAAAGUGUGUAAAAUUUUAGUAACUUUGAUUUCUUAUGAUUGUUUUGAACUUUAUUCUUCUUGUUAACAGUGUGUGUGUGUGUGUGUGUGUGUGUGUGUGAGAUGCCCAAGAUAAAAUUUCAUGGAAUCAUAGACUAGUGCAAUACAGAGAGCCGAUUCAACCCACUGGGUCUUUGAAAGGCCUCUUCAAUGUAACCCAUUCCCUCUGUCCUUCCCCCCACAUUUUCCCCUCAACUGUUUAUUUAACCCCAGAAGGGCCUGUGACCUGUGCUGUAUCUCUAAGUAAGUACCCCGAGUGUAGGUGGAUGAACAUAUUACAUAGAAUCAUAGAAAUCUACAGCACAUCACAGGCCCUUUGGCCCUUAAUGUUGUGCCGACCAUGUAACCUACUCUAGAAACUGCCUAGAAUUUCUCUAGCACAUAGCCCUCUAUUUUUUAAGCUCCAUGUAUCUAUCUAAGCGGCUCUUAAAAGACCCUAUUGUAUCCACUUCCACCACCUUUGCCGGCAAUGCAUUCGAUUCACCCUCCACUCUGUGUGAAAAACUUACCCCUGACGUCCCCUCGAUACGUUAAAACUGUGCCCCCUCAUGUUAGCCAUUUCAGCCCUGGGAAAAAGCCUCUGGCUAUCCACACAAUCAAUGCCUCUCAUCAUGUUAUACACCUCUGUGAAGUCACCUCUCAUCGUCCAUCGCUCCAAGGAGAAAAGGCCAAGUUCACUCAACCUAUUCUCAUAAGGCAUGCUCUCCGAUCCAGGCAAUAUCCUUGUAAAUCUCCUCUGCAUUCUCUAUGAUCUCCACAUGAGCUGCAUAGAUGAGCAGGGAGUUUCUGGGAGAGUUGAUGGGAACAUGAGGAGAAUGAACUUGGAUCUGCGUAGAAUUAGAGAGAACAGGUGAGGUCGAUGGUCGGCACGGACUCCUACCUCCAUGCUGAAUGACAAUGCACCUGUGAAAUUAAAAGCCUCUCCAAAAUUUAAUUGGACAUUUCAGUAUUUAUCCCAGCUGAUUAUGAGCUCUAUUUUAAGUUUCCUGUUGUGUUACACUUCACAGUUUAGGACAUUUCCUGCUACGUUCACAUGGCAACUAUUGGUGCGGAAACAUGGUGAUACCAGGUCGAGGCUCCUUAAUCCUGUGAAUGAUCACAGACAUAUGAACCUGCUUGAACUGUGAGUGGUUGUUGGAAUGAAAGCAGGAAAGUGAAUUGUAGAUCAGUACCAUUGGUCAGAUUGUUAAUGAAUGAAGCCACAGAAUCUUUCUCUAAAUCUUGGUUUCUAUCCAUAUGUGUCUAUAAAAUCAAAUGGAUCAAUAAAUGUUGGGCAUGC
This is a messenger RNA of Mobula hypostoma (lesser devil ray), 2456 nucleotides long. It is a transcript of the gene laptm4b, whose product is annotated as lysosomal protein transmembrane 4 beta. Lineage: Eukaryota; Metazoa; Chordata; Chondrichthyes; Myliobatiformes; Myliobatidae. Gene Ontology annotation, cellular component: lysosomal membrane. The record is from RefSeq and is a predicted model, not a curated record. The transcript has 8 exons. The coding region runs from base 126 to 797 and encodes 223 amino acids.